Dovyalis caffra is the source of this 435-nucleotide messenger RNA. NCBI's taxonomy places the organism in Eukaryota, Viridiplantae, Streptophyta, Magnoliopsida, Malpighiales, Salicaceae. The record is from the annotation of a GenBank genome assembly.
AUGCUGAAUGUCUCUCCAUCCAUUUUGAGAGUUUCUAACUUGAAGAGGCUUCGAACUGCGAUAGAUAGGAGAGGACUACAAUACCUUUUCACUCAUCUUCCAAAAUAUUUUGCUAUGCUGAUAACUUUAUCUGUUGGCGCCGAGGUUGACUGGAUCGAUUGUCCAGACAAUGCGAAACAAGGAACUCCCGAGCUUAGUGAAUAUGUCUACAACCAUCUGAAGCAAGUUAAAAUUUGUAGCACCUCGAACGAGAUUGAGUUUGCUAUUUAUUUGCUGAAACAUGCUAUUGUCCUUGAGGAGAUGGUCAUUACGCAGGAGAAUACUUUUAUUGGAAGAGGGCAGGUGUGGGAUGAAGUAAAAUGUCAAAAGAUUUUCCAAAAUAUGUGUGAUCGACUGCCAGGAUUCUCCGGAAGUGUAGAGUUGCUCAUCGAAUGA